AGGGUAUCCCGGCCUCCCUUUCGAACGCCCUUGAGUCCCCUCGCCCUAGGAGAGGGUCGGGAAGGGCGCCCCGGGGACCCAGGCGAGGAGGAAGAGCUGAAACAAAGGAUCCUUCGAGACGGGAUCCUGCAAGCCUUUCAAAACAAACGGUUUCCUGCAGGACGGAAGGGGACUUGUCUCUCGCCCUCCCUGCCUCUGUUCACUCGGUGUCAGUUCGCGCCCUCGGGACUACAAGGAAUCAUGGUAGUAUUGCAUACCAUGAAGUGAUUGUGUGCCGUGGUAUGGAGCGUCGAGAUCCAUACAGCACCAUGUCACAGCCCUCGGCAGACAAAGGCAGAGAUCCUUAUCGCUCGACAUAUGCUGAACAUCAGGAUAUGAUGUUGAGUGAGGAUGAAGAGGAAAGUGCAACUCUAGCUGAGCCUAUGACGCUAGAGGGUGCAAAGCAGCUUGCACAGACAUCUGUGGUAGGGCCAGUAUCUACCCCAACACCACCAGUUGCCUCUCUGGCAUCUAUAUCUCCUCCUCCACAUCCUCUCGUUGCUGCGCCUCUGACGUCGCCUCAUCACUCAUCUCACCACCACCACCAUCACCAUCACUUGACAUCGCCUCCUCCUCCACCACCCCCACCCCCAAGCCAUCAUCACCACCAUCUAACCUCACCACACCAUCACCACCUUACUUCUCCACCUCCGCCACAUCAUCACUCCCAUCUCACACCACCUCUCCCUCACCACCACCACCAUAUAUGGGGAACUUCAUCGGUUGCCCAUGAGGAGGAAGAGGAGGAAGAGGAACCCCAAGACUUGCCAUCAACAGUGGAUAUCCAAGCCAUCAGAGAUUCUCCCUCCCCUGAUCGCUCGCAAGGGCCACUCAUGACCAUUAAUGAGAACUGGGAUAGUGUUGAGGACCAUGACCAGGCUGAUGAUGACUCGGAAGAUGAUGACUCGGACACUGAUGGAUCAGAGUCAGAGUCUGACUCAAGAAUAAGUUCUGGGUCACCCUCCAGGUCCAGGUCACCCUCAAGGGAAAGCAUCAAGUCCAUUUCCAGGUCUGGGUCGAGGUCACCCUCACCAUCCAACUCUAGGUCGGAUAGUGGGAGUCAGGACUCUGAUUCGGAUAGUUCGGUGUGGAGUGACAGCAGUUCUUCUGCCUCGGAUGAUGAACAGAAAAAGGAGGAUGAAGAUGGUGAUUCUAGCCCUAUGAACAAACCCUUACCAAGAAGAAAACCGCAGCUCACUGCUCCAAAGCUAACCUUAAGUGAUGGCUCGUUUAGAGGUGCUGGAAGGAAUGAAGAGUUUUCUUCUGGGAAACCCAAUGUUGCUGAUUCCAAAGCUCCUGGCUCUCCUGCACAAAAGGGUAACUCAGCCCAGAUAUACAAACCCUCACACACCUUUACAUCACCCAGUGCUGCAUGCAUAGCUGCUGUUGGGUUUGGGGUUAAUAAGACUACCAAAGGUUCAUUAUUAGAGGAGAAAGUGUUGUCCAAAUCGAGUGUUUUCAGUGAUGAUGAUGAUAAUAGUGAUGGGAGUGAUAAUGAGAGAAGUGAGAAUACAAAGAAACUUGGGUUUCCAUCUAGUGUUGAUGAUACUAAGCAGUUAUUACCAGUGUCGAUGCCAAAAUUGUCUGAAAAUAACUUGUGUAGAAGUGAAGUAAUCUCUGUAAAUAACAAGGAAACAGUCCAAGAAAGUUGCACCAGUGAAGUUUUGGACAUCAUAAAGGAGAAAGGGGCAUUAGUUAGUGAAACUAAGUGUGAGAAAAGUAUAGCUGAUGAGGACAAAAUCUCUAAUCCUAAAUGUAUUGUUGAAAAUAAAGGUAAUAUACCUUUGCAUACGCUAAAGGUUGAGGAGACAAGAACUGUACCUUUCCAGCCAUAUAAAAGAGGCAGCAUUUCCCCACCGGAUAAGAAGUGUGACCUUACCUCUCCACGGUGGGAUGAGUGUGACAAAGAGAAAGCAGAGGAGGCCAGAAACAAAGCCAUAUCCCUAGCAGAAUUGGAGGAGAGGAGGCGUGAGAAGGAGAAGGAACUUAAUCGGGAAUUUGACCGGUUGUUGUCUAGCACAAAAAGUAGUUCUAUGCAACAAAGUGAACAGAAAACUGUAGUUUUGGGAAACGAUUUCUCAAAGCAUCCAGUGAUAAAAGAAACUGUCGAGAACACAACAAAGUACAAUAAAGUUUAUGAUGUAGUAAAAUUGUGUAGGUCAUUUAAUUAUUCUGCUACUGCAAAUGAGAUUAAUAAUUGGCAAAAUAAUAAAGUUGGCAAGAAGGAAAAAUUCAAUAGCUCUGUGGAUCAUUUCACUCAACCGUUGCCAGCUGGAAACCGCACAGAUAGUGAAGACCUGAAUCUGGAAAGAAGUAGGCCAAAAGUGACAAAUAAUACUCCAACAAUUGACAAACCAGAAUCUCUAAAAGUAGAUGAAAAAAGUAGUGAAAUUAGCAAAGAAUUGCCAGAGAAAAACUCUAAUGAUAAGAAGUCAUCUGUGGUUGAUUGCUCAGAAGUAAAACUUGGUGCUGAAUCCUUUCCUGAGAAAAAGAAUUGUCGAGACCAGAGCAACGAGAGGAAGCUGCACAGAGAUGCAAAUAUAGAGAAGAAAGUUUGCAAAGAAGUCCAGUUAGAGAAAAAUUUAAGUAAGGAGAGUAACACAGAUAAAACUUCCAAUAAGGAGUUGUAUUUUGAAAAGAAAGCUGGCAAAGCUUCUGCACAUGAAAGGAAAAAUGGUAAAGAGAGAGAAAGCUCUGCUGAGAAGAGAUCAAACAAGGACACCAAUCCUCGAAAAACUUCAAAGGACAACAGUUUUGAAAAGAAGUCAAGUAAAGAAAUAGAUUUGGAUAAAAAGCUGCCCAAGGAAAGUGAUGUACUUGUACGAACAGGUACAGAUGUCCUUGCAGAAAGGAAAAUUACUAAAGAAGCUUUCCAGAGCAAGAAGGUUAGAAAUGAAGUUAAUUCAGAGAAGAAAUCACCCAACAAAGAUGUUUUAAGUGGAAGUAGAAAUCAGGAAGUAUCAGAGAAGGUUGUACCAGUGGCCAUAGAUUUUAGUAGUGAAAAGAAAGUGAAAAAGGAUUGCAAUGAGAUGAAGUCUAGAGAUAGUAACCUUGAAAGGAAAUCAAACAAGGAUAAUCUGGAUAAAAAUAGAAAGAUUGUGUCACCAGAAAAGAAAACAAGAGACAGUUCACAGGAUAAGAAGUCAAGCAAGGAAAGUCAUCAGGAGAAGACAAGUUUGGAAAGUGUGCAAGACAAGAAAUCAGGCAGAGAUGUGCAUCUUGAUAAAGAUCACGUCAAAGAUGUGUAUCCAGAGAAGAAUAUUAAGGAUCCUUCCCCAGAGAAGAAAUCUACCAAAGAUUUGUCUCUUGAGAAAAAAUCUUUCAAAGACUCAUCUCUCGAUAAAAAAUUGGUCAGAGAAGCAUCUGAUGAAAAGAGAACACAUGAGACUCCUGAGAAGAAGUCUGGUAAGAAUACAUCUCCUGAGAAGAAAUCACACAAGGAUACUAUCUCCGAGAGAAAGACUUUUAAGAGUAUUGCUGCAGAAAGGAAAUCAAAUAAGGAAGUGACCCCUGAAAAGAGGCAAACUAAAGAUCAUGCCGAUUUAAGAGGAAGCAAGGAUAACACCCCUGAGAAAAGGCAAAAUAAGGAAUCUCAUGAUAGAAGAAGUAACAAAGAUAACUCUCAUGAGAAGAAAAUAAAGAAGGAUCCUGCUGUGGAAGAGAGAACUAACAAGGAUUUGAAUAAUGAAAAGAAAGAGAAGGAGUAUCUCUUUGAGGCAAAUGCCAUGCCUGUGAAAAAAUCAGGCAAAGAAAAGAAGUCUUACAAAGAGAUAACUUCUGAUAAAAAAGAGAAGAAACACCUUCCUUUUAAGAGAUCUAAUAAAGAUCCUCUCAGUGACGUCAAACAAGACAAGGAGACUGAGAAGAAGCACGAGAGAGAUCAUGCACCUGAAAAAUCAGUUAACCGAGAACCUGCAGAUAAAUACUCUUCCAAAGAAACUGGUUGUGACAAAUGUUUUUUGAAAGAGACUGGUUGUGAGAAGAUCAACAAAGACUGUGAUUCUGACCGGAAGUUGGGCAAGGAUCACAGCUUUGAGAAAAGAAUAAGUAACGAUUUUUGUGACAGGAGAUCACACAAAGAGAUACAUGUGGAUAAAAGAUUAGAAAGAGAUGAAGGUUUUGAAAGAAAUUUAGAUAAAGACUUCAGUCCAGAGAAAAAGUACAACAAAGAGUUUCUGUCAUCCAGUAAAGAUAAAAAGCGUGAUUCUUCCAGUGAGCGCCGAAAGAGUAAGGAAGUGUCACCAAAGUGCAAAGACUCAAGAUCCACAGAGCAAAGUGGGGAGAAGUCAAAGCUUAUAAAAAGUGCAAAAGUGUUUGAAAAUAAUGAACUUCCCAAACUGUCCAAAGUAACCCAGAGACCAUUAGAAUCACAUCCUAAAAAGUCGUCAGCCGGUGAAGCGAAAUCCAAAUCCCAUCAAAGAACUAGUGGUAAUUCACUCAGUGGCAUUAGUGAGAGAGGUGACAGAGAACCAAAUAGACUUGAAGGGAUGACUGUUGAUGGUUCUAAGGAAAAGACUGACAGUGGGGAGAAAGUGAGUCAGAAACCCUGUGAGAAAGGGGAGAAGAGUGUUUGUAUCCGACCAACAAUAGCUGAUGUAGUGAAGGGAAGGGAAAGGAGAAAAAGCACAGAAGCUGACAAGCAAAGCGGCAGUGAUAGAAGGAAGAAUAGUGACUUGUACAAGGAAGAAACAUCUACAGACAGUGAGAGCUCGGAGGAGCUCAAUGAAAAAGUUGAUCUAGACACAGAACAGACACAGACCUUCUCAGUCAGUGAGAGCAAUUUCAAUCAGGGGAGACUGACAAUGAAGAUUGCAGCCAUGAAGAUGGCAAAAUUUGGAAGACCCGGGCUGAGAGAAGUGACAGCUGGUGCUUUACCCACUAGAUCUGACCUUCAUGUACCUCCACGCAUGGAAAGCUCUAUGAGCAUGUCCUUCAGUCCCUUCAGGCGCCCGCGAACGGUACCUCAGAAACCUCUGGCAGCUGCUUCUAGUCAACCUGAAACUCACAAAGUCAAGACAGCUGCUGAAAGGAAAACUUACAGUGACGCUCUACCACCGAAUGGAUCCGUCCGUUCUGUCAAGGUUCAGCGGAAAAAGGUGAGUGAUGGAGGAAACGGAGGCCCGAAGUGUGCCGCGUUUUGGGGUGGCGGUGUGAAGGGAGACAUGAGAGUACCAGCGGCAUCUGUAUACCGUUCAGGUGUCACAGGUUUGGGUGGUGUAGGGGUGGCAUCGGCCCCUACUGCACACCCACACAUCGACCACGAUGAAGAACAGAUCUCUCGUCUUGCACAUCACCUCUCGCAGAUCUCUGGGGACCAAGAUGGGUUGCAGGUCUUGGAUCAGGAGGAUUUGGCUGCAUUGCUUCCAGAUGUCAGCAGUGGUAGUGGUCACCAAGAUGGGUCAUCUGUCUCUCUGGAUGGGUUCACAGAUGACGUGGUGGUGUCCCAGACUGGGUCAGACACCGAGGGUGAAGACCAUGGCUCAGAUGUAACUGGUGAUGUUGACGAUGACUUGCCAGAUGUAAUUGUGCGCGAGGCUAUCAAGUCCAUGACAAUUGUUGGGGAGGCUGCCCUCAAAUUCAACACAGUGUUGAUGGAGGACCUGGAUGAUGUUGAUGGUCGCUCUCGCCCUCAUGGUCACCCACACUCACAGCAACCAGGGCAGACUCGUGUUGGUCAGCAGCAACGAAUAGCUCGAAGUCCCAGAGCUGACCUAAGCAUUAGACAGCGGGAUGAGGCAGAGUUAGCAGACAAACGUAGGCGUGGAAGACCUCCACGAGCAGGAUUGGCCGGGAAAGAUAAUCAGCAGGAAGAAGACCCAGAUCCUCCUCCAAUGCCAGAACUAGAGAGCUAUGUUCCUUUAGACUGCAAUGUUUCCAAUGUUUCUCCAGAUAGUGGCAUUCAGUCUGUGAGUGGUUCACCUUUGCAUCACAUUGGAUCCCCUCCACAACAUCACUCCCCAUUAUACAGUGCAGGCAAGAGUGGAGAUGGGUCUGGCAAUCACACUCGACCCUAUUCUCCAACUUUGGCUUCACAAGACUCUCCACCUCCCCCUACAUUGUUACCUGCUGUCACUCCUCCACAUUUAUUAAGCUCUCCACACUAUGAUUAUGAUUCUCCAAACUCCCCUCAAAUGCCAGCACUCAAGUGCCAAGUGGACCCCCCACCUUUGUUACAUGCUGAUAAUGCCAAAAGAGCAAGCCUUGAAGAACAAGGAACGCUGAAGAGAAGAGGACCAGGCCGACCCAAGAAAAGUACAGACACACUGAAAAGACCAAGAGGUCGACCCAAAGGAUCCAAAAAUAAGAGCCCAAAGACUGUGGAAGGUGUGGUAGACUUGGAACUCAAAGAAAAUGGAACAAAACUCUUAGGAGAAUCUGAUAGCUUCACAUGUUACAGAACAGAAAUGGGGCCUAGUUCAUUUGUUGUACCCCAUGUGCUAGAUGUGUGUGGUGAGGAGAAAUGGAGCCAUAGUUUAGAUGCAGAGGACCUUCCCCCUCCCCCAGAACCCAUCCCGCCCUUAAGACGUGGACCUGGGAGGCCAAAGAAGAUUCCUCCUGUGCUAGAACCCAGUGUACCCCUCCAGGAACCACAGGUAAACAAAGUACAAAGUGAGCACAAAGCCGAGCCUUGUGCAGAAGAUAGUGCCAACCUUUCUAGUGCCAAGCCUCAAACUCCAGUAGUCAGUUGUGAGCCAUCCAGUCCAGUGAAGUGUGACCAUGUGAAAAGAAAAGACAGAGCCACCAAGGGAAAGAGGCCUGUUGGCAGGCCAAGAAAAUACCCCAAAAGGGAUGACCUUGAUAGUCUGAACAAUCUGCCUGCUACAGCUGCAAGUAAGAAGUGCUUUAGUGAAAGAAUAAUGCACAAAAUCAUCAAUGAGAAAGUUCGCAACAGUGAGAAAUCUGAUAAAUUAUCUGCCCGAGUACAGGAUGUGGAUGAUAGUAAUGAACCGUUUGGGGAUCACUAUCCAUUUCUUGAUCAUCCUGUUGGACUCAUGACACAAACAGACCUGAAAGAUAAUGAAAGGAAAAGAAAAAAAUUAUUUAGAGCAAAGUUAAACAGUGAAGGCAUACCAACAGAAGGGAAGAAAAAGAGAGGAAGGAAAAAGGAAUUGCCAGCCAUUUUUGAGAAGGUUUAUGGAAGUCAAGACCUGAAGACUAAGAUCAAGAGUGAGAAUGGAAAGCCGUCUCUCUGUGCCACCACGUUGUCCUAUAAACAGAUUCACAAAAGGAAGAAAAAGAAACCUAAGCACUUCAAAAGCAAACACAAGAACAUUGUUGAUCCUGUAUUUCUUGCUGACUUGGAGGACUUGACAGCUGGGAUGCAGCAGUGCUCCAUCUCCAAGGUACCAGUCAUCCAGCAGACCAAACCUGGCGAGAUCCUGUUGCCGUCUAUCUUUCGACUGAGAAAGGUAUCUCUGGCUGCCAAGAAGCGAAGAGGAAGUGAGAAGACACGGACAAGUGACCGAGAAUCAGGAACAGAAGGAGAGAGUGGAAAGGAGAAAGCUUCAGGGAAAAGGAAGAAGAAACUGCAAGAAAUUCCAAAACAGGGCCGAGAGCGGACUGAAGCAAAUGAACAAAGAUUACCACUGAAGAAGCGCCAUCGCCACAUCUCCACAGCAGUGCCAGCUACUCCAGAACCACCAAAAGUUGAUAACAUCAAGAGUGAGGUCAUUGUAACAAAAGCCAGUGAAAAAGCAAAUUGUGUUGAAAAGGAGACCAGGCUUGAGAAACAGGAGAAAGAGAAAGCAGAGAAGAAUGAACAGAGGGCAGAAAAAGUUCCUGUACCUAAGACUGGACUCCUGACUGAAACACACAAGCCUGUGAGAACAGAGAAUAAGCUCAUUAGACAGAGCAGCUACGAACUGAACAAGAAAUCUGAUGAAGCUGAAGUGGUUAACACAGUUGCAAAGAAGUUAGACGAUGAGGUUGUACCAAAGGCAACUGAUACUGAAGAGCCUUUAAAAAUCACAGAAGUUGUAACUUUAAAGAAGGCUGAUGAAGCUGAAAAGGAAAACAAGGCUACCAGAGUCAGUAUAGCAGAUCCAGCAGAAAACAAAGCAGUAGAGAAGCCAGAUGCAGUCUCCAAAUCCACUGAAGUGCCAAUAUCAACACGAACCACAACAACCACACCUAAGAAGCGACACAGGUUGGAAGUAGACUUAUCAACUUCUCCGGCAGCAACAACCAGAGCAAAUGCAGGGCUAGUGAAGAGCAAGAAUGAGAAGGAGAUGCCCAAGGUCAAGGAGAAGGAAGUGACAUCACUCAAAGCCCCAGUAACCAAAUCCCCAAAAGCCAGUAAAGAGCCAUGCAUCAAAGAGGUUGAGACUUCACCACCUGCAGCACUAAAAGCAGAGGAGAAAACUCCUGAUGACAGUCCUAAGAUCAUGCCUGUUGAAGAAGAGAAGCCAAGUAGUGAUACAGCUGUAACCGAAUCCCAAGUACCUGUUGAAUCGGUGACGGAAACAAAUGUUGCCGUUGAAUCUAAACCUGAAACCGAACCCAUCAAAGAAAGCUCUGGCACACAUUCAGAUAGUGAUAUACCAAGUGAGCAUGAGCCACUCUAUGAAAGUGAUCAGAGUGGUUUCAUGUCUGAUAAAGAGGGACCCAAAGAAAUACCCGUGAAGGUACCACAGAAGAGACGGAAGAAGAAACGGGAACUGAGAUCUCCCAUUCCAAAAGUAACAGAUAAGCCCACUCCUGCUGAGGUCACAGAGGACAAUGAGCCACCUCCACCUAAGAAGAAGAAGAAGAUCAAGAGGCGAAAGACCAACCGAACAGGCUUCCCAACCAUCAGGAAGAAGAAAAGAAAGCCCAAAGAUCCCUCCGCUCAAAAGGAUGAUGAAAAUGGUGAGGAGAAGAGUCCUGAUGUUGAAUCCAGUGUUGAAAAUACCCUGGAAUGUGAUAGAAGUGAGAAAAUGGAAUCUGAGCAGGAGAAAGGAAAUGAAGUAGAGAAGGAGGAAUCACUUGAUCAACAAGAAUGUGAAACUGAUGAGGCAAAAUUGGCCUUGGAUAAGAAUGAGAAAUCUUUAUCAAAAAGCCCAGUACCAAAACCAGUGCCCAGGCCAAGAGGAAGGCCAAAGAAGAUAAACACAGAUGCCAAACUGUCAAGAACCCCAUCAGAAUCUCCAUCUCAGUCCCCCGAAAAAGCUCCAAAGCAACUUCGAGAAUCAUUAAGGGAAAGAAGGUCAGGAAAAGUUACAGAUACUCCACAAGAAGAAAAAAUAUCUGAACCAGAUCAAGAUGAACAACAGCUAGAAAAGAUCUUGGAAAGGGUUGCCACAGGUAUAGGAGGAAGAACACGUAGGAAGAGAGAUCUUAGUGAAGAGAGUGUCAAGACUGUUCAGAGUGAAGGAAAAAGACAGAAGAGACACGUGGAGGAUGAUGUUGAAGACAGUGACGCAGUGGUUCUUUCAUCUGAGUCCAUGCCAAGUAGUGAGCCUCCCUCUGGCGAUGAAAGCACCAGAACUUUACCAGGGAAGAGGAAAGUACCGCGGUGGAGAAAGAAGUACUUAGUGGCUGGACUCUUUUCAGAUUACUAUAAAGAGGAUGAACCAAGAAGAAGAAACGGUGAAGUUUACUUGCCAAAGAACAAACUAACUUAUGACCCAGAGGAACAUGUGCAUGGCCUCCUUCCCCCUCCUUGCUAUUGUCGAAAGUGGCUUAGAGAAAGGGAGAUUGACUUUGUGUUACCAUAUGACCUCUGGUGGCUGCACGAGCACAACAUGUUACCAGGGAGGGACAUUGUGCCUUCUUGGAACUACAAGAAGAUCAAAUCGAAUGUAUAUUAUGAUGUCAAGCCACAUUAUGACUAUGAACUGCAGGCAUGUAAUUGUAAGCGGCCUGCUAAUCCUGAAGAACGAGGUUGUGGUGAUGACUGUAUUAACAAAAUGAUGCUGAUUGAAUGCUCUGCACAGACAUGCCCAAUUGGAGAUGCCUGUGGCAAUCAGCCCAUUCAAAGACAUGAGUACCGUACAUGCCUUCAAAGGUUCAUGACCCCUAAUAAGGGCUGGGGAAUUAGAGCAACAAUGGAAAUAAAAGGUGGAACUUUCAUCCUUGAAUAUGUUGGGGAAGUCGUGAGUGAAAAGGAAUUCAAGCACAGGAUGCAAACCAGAUAUGCAAAUGACACCCAUCAUUACUGCCUUAAUCUUGACAGAGGAAUGGUCAUUGAUGGCCAUAGAAUGGGAGGUGAUUGCCGCUUUGUCAAUCAUUCUUGUGAUCCCAAUUGUGAAAUGCUAAAGUGGUAUGUGAAUGGCCAGUAUCGCAUGGCUCUAUUUGCACUGAAGGAUGUCCAACCUGGACAAGAAUUGACAUAUGACUACAACUUUUCCCUUUUCAACCCUGCUGAAGGACAAGAAUGCAAGUGUGGUUCGAGCAACUGUCGGGGAGUCAUUGGUGCUAAAUCACAAAGAGUAAAUGGAAUUGUGGAUGACAAAAAAAAGGUUCCAAAGAAAGAUGUUGGAAAGAAACGCAAGCGUGGAGGAACAGCAGAAGUCGAUGCAAGCUACAUUCCCCGUCCACAUUUUACUCCUAUUAAACCCCUGUCACAUCAGCAGCAGCUGUUUAUCCUCACUCAUAGAUGCUUCCUAAUACGCAACUUGGAGAAAGUAAAGAGGUUUCGUGAAAGGCUUGCUAGGUGUCCCGAGAAGAAAGCAGAGGAGGUUUUAGAUGAUCAAGAAGAACCUAGUACAAGAGUGGAGAAAUUUCUCACUCAUUUUACAGCACUCAACACUGCCAGGUCGGUUAAGACGAGGCGCUUAGCCCAGGCAGAGGAUGAUCCUGAGAUGACUCGAUUGGCAAAGUUAGCACAGAUCUUCAAAGAUAUUUAUGAUAAGCUUGUUGCUUCAAGAGAUUGCAAAGAUAAACCCUUAGCCACUCCAUUUAUGACUUUACCUUCCAAAAAGAAGUAUCCAAAUUAUUACACUAGAGUAGGAGAACCCAUAGACCUAGCUAUGAUAGAGAAGAACAUACUUACAGGAUAUUAUAUUACAGCAGAAGCAUUUGACCGUGAUGUGAUGCGACUCUUCGCUAACAACCUUAGAUUCUUUGGAAGAAACACAGAAAUUGGUCAGAUGGCAGUGGGUCUAAGACGAGUGUACAGUGAAUGCAAACUUCAGUUUAAACCUUUGUUGGAAGAGGUUCUUGGAGAGGAUGCCCUUCCACCUGCUUUUGCAAAUUCCAGUCCCAAUGAAGAAUUUGAAGAUGAAGAUGUUAUUAGAUGUGUGUGCAACCUACAUCGUGAUGAGGGAGUGAUGAUCCAGUGUGAGAGAUGUCUUGUUUGGCAGCACUGUGACUGCAUGGGCGUGACGGAUUCUCCAGAUCAUUACUUGUGUGAGGAAUGCUCUCCUCGUUUGGUGUCUCCUGAGGUGCCCAUGAAUCCUCAACCUCCUGAUGCACCUAAAGACCACAAGUACUUCAUAACAUUAUUGCGUGAUAAUCUUCAAGUUAAGCAAGGGGACAGUGUUUACAUCUUAAGAGAUCGUCCACCACAGAAGGCAGGAGAAAGAAAACAACCAGCCUAUAAGCUUGUUAAGGAUGUGAAGCCUCAUGAUCUCUUAAUAUUCAAAAUUGAAAAUCUGUGGAUUGAUGAAAAGGGUGAUAAAUUUGCAUUUGGACACCACUACUUGCGACCACACGAGACGUUCCAUGAACCAUGGCGCAAGUUCUUCCCCAACGAAGUUAUUCGAUCCCCAUUAUGUGAAAUCUUACCACUUGACAUGGUGGUGAACCAUUGUUGGGUGCUGGACUUGAACAGCUAUUGUAGAGGCCGGCCAAUUGGGGCACAAGAAGACCAUGUGUAUAUUUGCGAGUAUCGAGUUGACAAGGUUGCUCGAGUGUUCUCAAAGAUCAGCAAACCAAAGUAUCCCAUCUGCAUCAAGCCAUAUGCCUUCAUUACAUUUCCAGAGAGAUUAAGGCCUCAGCGAACAUAUACACCCCACGAGGUCAUCUCUAAUGGCCGUGGCCGUGGUGGAGGUGGUGGAAGCUCAAAAGAUACUCAUGGUGGAGGAAGUGAAGAACGCACAAGCAACACCAAUAGCAGCACAGGUGGUAGCAGCAGCAGCAGCAGCAGCAGUUCCAGCAGCAGCAGCAGCAGCAGCAGUAGCAGCAGCAGUAGUAGUUCCAGCAGCAGCAGCACUGCAACCAGCAACACAACUUCAGCAGCUGUAACCACAUCAAAGGCAGCUGCAUCAAGUGCAUCUCACCACAACAGCAGUGAAACCAACAGCAGCAGCAGUAGCAGUAGGAGCAGCAGGUCCCGAGACCGAGGGGCAGCUUCAACUACGGACGAGAUAGAUGACCAUACCCCGCUGGCCACUGUAAGAGCUGAGGCCAGGGCACAAAAGCGUGCCAAAAAGCGUAUUCGUGUCAACAAAGUUGCAACAAACUUACUGAAACUCCUGCCAACAAAAGGAGCCAUCGAUCUCAGCUAUUUACUGGAGAAUAACAAGAGGCAGCGGAAGAAAACUGCAGCCUUUGCUUCCUGAGAUUGGCUCAUAGGCUGGAACGGCCACCUCACUCUGAAGGAAUUAGAGGGCCAGGUAUAAUGAUCAGAAUGGGAUGUGGUAUUUUGUUAGAUAUUUACGUCUUUACAUAUUUAUCUUUAUAUGGGCAGAUGUGUUUGAUAUGUGCUUAGUUUUGGUACAGAAUUAGUGAAUUGUUUCAGGAAAGUGUUUUACAUGGAGUGCUGGAAAGCUAGUAUACAUGAAAGAAAAAGAGAACAGAACAAAGUCAUGCUAUGGCAUCAUUAUCUCUGAUGGACCAUCAAAUUGAGAAGAAGGUCAUUUGAUUGCCAUUGAUUAAAAAUUGAAUAAAAAGAUUGUUGAUUUUGAAAUUAAAGGAAAAAUUUUGUUAUUAGUGUUUAUGAGAAAAUGAUGAAAGUAUUUAAACAGUGUAAGGAAGAGACUGUACUUAAUUUGCUGGAAUUUCAAUAUACUGUAGCUGACUAUACACAUGAAAAUUUUGGUGCUUAUUUUAGUAAUAGAGGAUUAACAAAUAUCUUAAAUGUGGCCAAAGCUUUACAUGCAAGAAGCACUACAAAGGUUUUGAAAUUAUUUGUGUUUGUGUACAUAUAGAGCAGAGAAUGACAAGAUUGCUAGGAAGGUAAUGAAAUUUUCUUUUUUGGGGGGAAACAAGGAAACAAAAUCAUGAGUGGAUUUUAGCAGAUGAAAUGAUGGAUAAGUAUCUAUAUAAAUUCCUAUGGAAUAGCUAAGUUAGGAUAGAAAUGAUCAAAUUGGUCUUAUUCAUGAUGGUGAAAACCCAAAUUUUGGACAGAAUUUUAUAUUUUUUUGUAUUGUGAAAUUACAAUUAUUAUGUAAUUUUUGAUAUUUGAAAAUAGCUGCUCUUUUGACAGAAAUGUUUCGUGAUGCAAUUGAUGACCUGGAGUGAGAUGAAAGCUUUUUUGUCUUGAUAUAAAGUAAUGGUACAAUGCCAAAAAUGUUCCAGGCAUUUAGUGAAUACAUAUUUUUUUUCCCCAGUAAUUACAGACUGUUCAGGAGAUGUUAAAUUCCAGGCAAGUGGUGGUACCAGACAGGCAGCUAAAGGACUGCAUAACUAGAAAAUAUGUUUGUGUGAAUAUGUUAAGAUUGUUUGAGGAAGGCAUUGUUCUAGCCUUGUACAUAACAUUUCAUACCCAGAUUAUGCCAUAGGUAUAAAUGAAGAACUGUUGUACUUAUUUGACUUCAUACACAAGUUCAGCACAAUAAGAUUAUAUAAACACCUGUAAUUUUUUCAUCAUGGCUGUAAGUCCUCCACUUCUGUAAUUGUACUGCUUGUGUAGAUCCAUAGCUGUAAGAGUACAAAGUGUUUUUUCACUAGUGUAUAUUAAACUUGAGAGUACGUUUUUUUCUGUAGGUUAACUAGUCACUGGACACAUUGCCAUGCAUUUGGUAAAUCCUUCCAUCACCCUGUGUACAAGCAAGGAUAUGAAACUUGUUGUUUGAUGCAGAUCUCAGUAUUAGAUACUGAAUUCCCAUGCAAGAGUAUGUAAUACUCAUAUGUACACUUUCUUACUUGUAAAUUAAGCCAACAAAUCAAAAUUUUUAUAAAACUAGAAAAGGAUGAAUUUUUGUAGUAGAUGUAUAAUCUAUGAUAGUAAGUACAAGGAUUUUUAAGUUAUUUGAUUGAGAUUUUUAAUAUAUACUUUUAAUAAUGAAUUUUACACUAAGUCAGAUUUCUGGUUUCUCUCAAGUAUGUGUAAAUAUUGUUUGACUGGAGAGCGAGAAAGUGACUGAAUGCUGUGCAUUGUUGUGUGUAAUAUAGAAGGAAUAUUUUUAUAAUAAUACCUGUCAGGCAGCUCUUUUGUUCACGUCAUUGUUAUGGUGUCGUACACCCUUUGCUGUUUCCCACAUGUUGUGUUUAUGUUUGUGUAUAUUAUCACCUGGCAAGAAACAGAAACAUUAGAAAGCUUUCGCACAAAGAGGCUAAGACAGGAAGUCCUGUAAACUCAAGGCCUCAAAAGUCAAUAAAGUUUUUAAUUUCUUACCAGGUGGUGUCUGUCUGUUUUGGUCCAGAAGUUAUAGAGAAGGGGAGGCACUUUUCUGUAGGGGUUUAACUUUUUUCAAUAGUAAAAUUGGAAUGACUUCUAUAAUUCCAGGGAAAUUUAUAGGCAGUUAAUUAUUUAUUAGUACAAUUGUUUUGUAAAUUGAAUGUGUCUCCUUUUUACAGUUAUGUAUUAAAAAGAUUGACAAUGGGAAAAAAAUUGCCUAAAAUGCACAAUAGAAUUGUUGCAGGAUGACAGUUGUAUAGAGGUUGAAGCUGUAAUUAUUGCGUUAUACAACUAAUGAUGUAUAGAUCCCCUUGCAUAUGCCAUUUUGAAGCUUGCAUUCCAAGUGUUCCUCCCCUAAUAAAUCUAGGCAAAUGAUAGUGCAUAUUUGUAGAAUAUGUAUGGUGUAACAAGUGAGUGACAGAUUUUGCUACUGUUUGGAUGUUGUUUAUCCUUUGUAUUGGAGCACUGGUAGUUACCUGCUCUUAUGUCUCUGUUACCGUGUCCUGCUCUAUUGUUCACACUUUAUUGUAGUGUCUCCCAACAGUUUCUGAUGACUCACUCACAAUAGGAUUAAGCUGAUACAACAGUACCAUUAGUUCAGAAGCUUUUUUUGCCAGUUAAUUGCUGUUGACCAAUGUUGUGCAUGGUUCAUGUGACAGCUGUUCAGUAGCUCGGACCAAAGUUGAUAAUAGUUGGUAGCUGUGUUGACCCAUUUACUGUGGCGGUAACUUGGUGUUUGUCAACUUUACCUGCUACUUCAACUAUGGCCCUCCAACCCCCCCAUCCUCAUCAUACCUAAGCAGUUUACAAUUUUUUCCCCUAGUUAUACUUAUUUGUUGGGAGCUCCUCUGUGUCGUAGAUUUUAAAAGUUUUAUGUUCUUCUAUCCCAUGUACAAGUGGCGGGAAGGUGCAUACCCUCACAAUCACAAACCAAAUCUUGCUUUAACUGUCCUACAAUAUGCAUCAUUACUGCAGUUCAUACAAAAUUUUUCAUGACAAUAGCCCAAUAUGCAUCUUCCCUUAUCUCAGGACAUAAAGUUCAUUUGUACAUAACCAUGAAAUUCAUCUCAGAAUAAAUUAUAAUUUUAAA
This is a messenger RNA of Penaeus indicus, 15611 nucleotides long. RefSeq names its product microtubule-associated protein futsch-like (gene ash1). Bases 282 to 12521 code for a protein of 4079 amino acids. The transcript has 17 exons. Gene Ontology annotation, biological process: regulation of DNA-templated transcription. The record is from RefSeq and is a predicted model, not a curated record. Gene Ontology annotation, cellular component: nucleus; nucleoplasm. Lineage: Eukaryota; Metazoa; Arthropoda; Malacostraca; Decapoda; Penaeidae. Gene Ontology annotation, molecular function: DNA binding; protein binding; chromatin binding.